AUGGCAUCCUUCACAUCCAGCGGCCUCCCAGUGGUCCUAGAUGUGUCCAGGGUUUUACCCCGAUGGUUGCCGCAUCUCAAAUGUGCGAUAGCCCACCUGAUGAAAUGUUGCCGCUAUGGCUCCAAGAGACUAUGGUGCCCGGCAGCACUGCGGCACCUCCAGUGGCACCUGCAGUGGCGCCGAAGUCAGUCCGACCCUCGAGCCUUUGCGGUAGAAGCCAAGCAGGCACGCAGAGAGAUCGAGGAGGCACCUCCAGUGGCAUCUGCAGUGGCGCCAAGGACUGUUGAACUGGAUGGGGACAGGAGUUGGUCCGACCUUCUAGCCUUUGCGGUAGAAGCCAGGCAGGCACGCAGAGAGAUCGAGGAAAUGGAGAGAGCCAACCAGAGCCAACCGACAAGUCUAGCGCUGGUGCCUGCGGCUCGUGAAGUGCAACCUCUAGCGCCUGUAUCUGGUAUGAUGCCUAUGGUCCAGCCCAUGGUGCCAGUUCAGAGCUUACAGAUGUGUGUGGAUAUGUCCAGAAGCCUUCAAGCCAAGACCGAAGAGCUGAUGGAAAGUCAGAUGGACAAGGUGAAGCUCCAGAGUAUGCUGGAGAUGCAGCGCAAGGAGAAGAAAGGGCGAGGCUGCGAUAUGAAGCGAUGGGAAGUCGCAGCAAAGGGCGAGGCUGCGGAAGAAGAGCCUGAGACCAUGGCACAAGAGCCUGAGACCAUGGCGCAAGAGCCUGAGGCUAUCGUGCCAGAAGAUGAUGCACUGCAUGGUGCAAGGGUUCAGCACAUCCCUUCAGCACUCAUGCGGUGCCGUGGUGGCCGAUGGAGAGAUGCUGUGGUGGCUGAGCACGGUGUACAUGCUCCUCUACAACAGCAUGGCAGGCCACACCACAUCUCAUCCCACGCGGCCGUCAGAGAGGGCCGAGUGCUCAGUAGCGAGUUGGAACGCAAAGAGACGGCCGAGUCCCAGGCAGCCAUGUUGAGGGCGCAGAAGGAGUGGAAGAAAGGCACCAAGAAGUUCACGGAUCAAAAGAAGCAACAAGGCUCGAAUUUUCAACUCCGCCCCGACCAGUGGGAGGAGAUCAGGAAGAUCUUCACUCAGUGCUGGCCCUUCCCAUCGGAUGCCACCACCAACAAAACUCUCCUACUGAUGUCUUGGUGGUUCCGGACGGCAUCACGCCCAGGUUUCUCACGAGGACCAGUCGAAACGUGUCCCUGCGGCGCAUCUCGUGCCCUGUGCCCUCCGAGCUGUGCUCCGCCCUCCCGGCUGCAUACGGGCAUAACUCCACUGGCGAGCAUGGAGCAGAGCCUCAUGAACGCGGCCGCCUUCUGCCAUGAGCUCCCUCGCUACCAUUUUCUGGUGAAGAAGGCGCUGGAGGUUCUCCUUGAGGAGACCACCCAUCCGCAGCAGCGGAAAACGGUGACGAACACCAGCUUUGCUUCCUCCUCGCCGACAGCGACUCACUCCAAAGAGACCUGCAGCUUUGAGCAUUUGGACAAGUGUCGACAGACACUGCUGGACUACUCACGUUUGAACCCUGAGGCAAGGUUCUUGGCUAGUGAAG
Cladocopium goreaui is the source of this 1549-nucleotide messenger RNA. The record is from the annotation of a GenBank genome assembly. NCBI's taxonomy places the organism in Eukaryota, Dinophyceae, Suessiales, Symbiodiniaceae.